Malassezia globosa CBS 7966 is the source of this 2136-nucleotide messenger RNA. RefSeq lists its product as uncharacterized. NCBI's taxonomy places the organism in Eukaryota, Fungi, Basidiomycota, Malasseziomycetes, Malasseziales, Malasseziaceae. Gene Ontology annotation, cellular component: nucleus. Bases 1 to 2136 code for a protein of 711 amino acids. The record is from RefSeq and is a predicted model, not a curated record. The transcript has a single exon. Gene Ontology annotation, molecular function: 5'-flap endonuclease activity; flap-structured DNA binding; 5'-3' exonuclease activity. Gene Ontology annotation, biological process: interstrand cross-link repair.
AUGUAUGUCGAGCUUUUUCAAGAAAUGAUGUGCGUUGUGCUCGAAAAUGAAAGGCAUUUGUUUACUGCACGCGAGUUGGCGUGUCUAACAAAAUUUUUUGAGAUACCAUACAAUGCCCAAUAUCUUUUUGUGCGUUUAUUGCAACGAAAAAAGGGCCAAUGGUACCGGAUUGAUAAAUUGGAGUAUGCUAGUGAUAUCGGUGACGUGGCUUCGGCGGCACGUACUCUUAGUACGCCACUCAGCACUCCGAGCAUGUCAACACAAGCAGCUUCUUUGUCCGACACACUGGAUCAGACGGUACCUGAAAAAGAGUUAGAUCGCUUCGCGAUCAUGGACCGUGAUAUGGAGGGAGGUAUCAGGUCGCGCCUUGAUCUCUUGACUGUCAAUGAGCUGAAGUCGCUCGCCAAAAGGCUCGGAAAAAAACGUGUUGGUAAUCGAUCUGAUAUUAUUGCAAACUUGUUAGCCAAGCCAACAAAUGCAGUCCUAUGCAGUGCAUCUGCAUCGCGCACUCUGUCGAUCUGCACAAAACCCACGUAUGAAAGACUUGAAUCUGAACUAAACGCUAUGAUGCAUGGCGGUUGUAUAUGUUUACAUCCGGUUGUCUUUGAGCUUAUGGAAAGAUUGGCAUUCGUUUACUACCGCGGUAAACCGGUGUUAGGUACCAUGCUAACUUCAGCGGUUCUUGCGCGAACAAACAAGUUCGUGUUUCCAUCUUAUAUAUAUGCGCGUCAGUCGCAGCUGUUUCCGACACGCUCCGAUCUCUUGCUAUAUGAGCAAGCAAUUCAAUGGGCCGAGUACGCGGAUAUGCUGGUGGAUCAGAUGCGGACCCAAGUAGAUGCAGCCAAGACAUGUGUGACGUUGCUGGACACAUGCGAGCCUGCAUGGAUGACUGCGCUGCGUCAGAUUCAAAAUAAAUACCCCAAUGGCAUUCAGCGUGAGCAUUACCCGCUAUUGCGGUUCCAUCAAGGAUGGGCACUUACACGUGUCUUGUUUAAGGCAUGCGAGUGUCUUGCAAGACUGGGACACUAUCAGCGUGAAAUGGAUAUAUGCAAGCGGCUCCUAACUCAACGCUUUUUUUGGCGCGAUCGUCGAGGUGCAUGGCAUGAGCGGCUCAUCUUGUUAACAGGUCGCCACAAGUCUAAAGCGGAGGCAUUAGCAUUGUGCCAUAAAGCACUUUUGGAUCCAGAUACACACUUGCUUUACAUGUUUCGGCUUCAGCGACGAGUUGUGCGUCUUGAGUCUCAACUGAAAAUACCACUUAAAAAUCGCCAUUUGUUCGCACGAUCUCAUUGUGAGCCAAAUGUCGUUUGUUUCGAGGGUCUACGAGUAAAUGGACAUAUUGUGCGGCCCAAAGGCGCGCUAAGACAAACAGUAUUAUGCAAAAAUGGGACGAUCCCUGCCCCCUUGCCGGCACGAGUGUCAACAUUUGCAUCACCUGAUUACAAAACAGAUGCCUGUAAGGUUGGACAACGCACGCGAUGGCAGGGAGCAAAUGGGGCAAAUUGCACCGUCGAGCAGUUUUGUCUAGAACAAUACGCUAUGCAAGGUUUUCGCGGGUAUCACAGUGAAGGGGGAAUCAUAAAGUUUUUGUUCGUAUUGUUAAUGUGGGAUGUGCUUUUCCUUCCGAUCCCAGGGGCAUUCGAGACACCAUACCAGCGAGCACCAAUGGAUCUCGGGACAGAUGUAUUUGUGAUAGCACGUCAAAAUGCUAUCGAGAAACAGUUACAAUGCAUUCGUGAUACUGGGGGGCUUGAUAUAAUACAACGUGUCGAUUCACGCGAGAGACCACAGAAAACGUAUGCCAUGGGUUGUCGUUGGGAUGAGUUUUCCUUGCCAACCCUUCUCGAAAUCGCCGAGUGCCUUGGCGGCGCAAGACUUUCUACCCUGUGUCAUGUUUUAUGCAAUAAUGGAGCGAAUACGAGCGGGUUUCCAGACCUUACACUUUGGCGGUAUGAAGACAAGCAAAUUCGGAUGGCUGAAGUGAAAAGUCCAAAAGAUCGACUGAAUGAAUCACAAAGGGUCUGGAUCGAUGCGUUACUGAGUGCGGGAAUCUGUGUGGAUUUGGCCAAAGUGCAGAUCAUUGAGCAUGACCCUCGAGACAAAGAAGCAGCUUGUGUUCCCGAUAAGCCAGAAUAG